Messenger RNA from Lates calcarifer (barramundi perch), 3489 nucleotides. It is a transcript of the gene itgb2, whose product is annotated as integrin, beta 2. Gene Ontology annotation, cellular component: focal adhesion; integrin complex; cell surface. The record is from RefSeq and is a predicted model, not a curated record. Gene Ontology annotation, biological process: cell-matrix adhesion; integrin-mediated signaling pathway; cell adhesion mediated by integrin. The transcript is spliced from 16 exons. Gene Ontology annotation, molecular function: amyloid-beta binding; integrin binding. The coding region runs from base 137 to 2473 and encodes 778 amino acids. Lineage: Eukaryota; Metazoa; Chordata; Actinopteri; Centropomidae.
CACAUGCACGUAGACCAUAAUCCCUAGACAAAACUACACAGAGUGGGUGGCGUUCGUGUUUUUAACUUUCCUUAACAAGAUUAACUUAUAAGCAGUAAUUAGUUGAACUUCUGCUGGAGUCUUAAAUCCUCUGGAAAUGGAUGAGUUUUUGCUCUUUCUUCUGCUCCUGCUGAUGGGCAGAAAUGGUCUGUGUCAACAAGAAGAAGUUUGCACAAAGUCGGUGAUCAACUCCUGUGAUGACUGUAUCAAAUCUGGGCCAUACUGUGUGUGGUGCAAACAGCUGAAUUUCACCAAAGCAGGUGAGCAGGAAGCAGCACGGUGUGACACCAAAGCUCAACUGAAAGCCAGAGGCUGCGGGGAAGAAGAAAUCAUCUCCCCUAACAUCAGUAUAAAGCCUGAAAAGAAUGUUUCAUUGUCCAAAUCAUUCAACCAGCAGGAGCCUGUCCAGCUAUCUCCGCAGGAGAUUAGUCUGAAAGUACGACCAGGACUUCCUAUCACAUUCAAUGUUUCUUUUAAAAGAGUUGAGGGUUAUCCAGUUGAUCUCUACUACCUAAUGGACCUGUCGUAUUCCAUGAAAGAUGACUUGGCAAAUGUCAAAAAACUGGGAGAAUCUCUUUUUCAAGCUCUGAAAGAGAUCACUGAACAUGCUCAAAUAGGAUUUGGUGCCUUCGUUGAUAAGACAGUCCUUCCUUACACAAACACCAACAAGGAGAAACUGCUGAAGCCAUGUGAUGAGGAAGAGGCUGACCAGCAGUGUCAGGCCGCCUUUGGCUACAGACAUGUGCUCAGUAUGACACCAAGCGAGAAGGAGUUCAGAAACAAAGUGAAAGACCAGUAUAUUUCUGGAAACUUGGACUCUCCUGAAGGGAGUCUGGAUGCCAUGAUGCAGGCUGCUGUAUGUGGGGACAAAAUAGGAUGGAGGAACAGCAGCACUCGGCUGAUUGUACUGACCACUGAUGCUGGAUUCCAUAUGGCUGGUGAUGGGAAAUUGGCUGGUAUACUUGAACCCAAUGAUGAGCAGUGCCACAUGGAGGGCAACCUUUAUAUCAAGAGCAGUGAGAUGGACUACCCGUCUGUUGGACAACUAGCUGCACAGUUUAAAAAACAUAAUAUUCAGCCAAUAUUUGCAGUGACAAAUAAUAUGGAGGCUGUGUACCAGCAACUCUCUAAUAUGAUCCCAAAAUCAGAGGUGGGAGUUUUGUCAUCAGAUUCUGGUAACAUUGUUCAGUUGAUUAAAGACGCCUACAAUCGGUUGUCCUCCAAAGUAACUGUGACCCAUGACAAUCUCCCUGACGAUGUGAGCGUUGUCUACAAACCUAUAUGCAAACAUCCACAACCAAGCGACAAUGAAGGGAUUUGUGACAAUGUGUCCGUGGGAGAGGAGAUCUCUUUUGAAGUCACUGUGACAGCACGGUCAUGUAUGGAGAGGAAGUCUUUCACUAUCAGACCACUGGGUAUUAAGGACACAUUGACAGUGACCUUAUCAACAAACUGCGAGUGUGAGUGUGAAGUGGAUGAGACAAACCAUGUACACUGCAGGGAGAAGGGAAGAGUCAGCUGUGGUAUUUGCAGAUGCAAUGAUGGCUAUGUUGGUCAGUUCUGUGAGUGUGCCAUUGGCGACAAAGACGAGCGUUCCCUACGUGCAUCCUGUCAGAGACAGAAUGGCACUGAGUGUGAGAAUCGAGGAGACUGCGUGUGUGGCAGAUGCCAGUGCCACAGGACAGAGCAGGGAAGCUAUUUCCAUGGCGACUUUUGUGAGUGCGACGAUGAAAACUGUGAGAGGUUCCAGAAUAAACUAUGUGGAGGAAAUGGUAAGUGUAAUUGUGGCACAUGUGAAUGCAACAAAGACUACGAGGGCUCAGCCUGUCAGUGCAAGAAGUCUUUAGAGGGCUGUCGUACACUGAACGGCAGCGAGUGCUUUGGCAGAGGGACCUGCAAGUGCAACCGUUGUGAGUGUAAGGAGGGAUACCAGCGUCCACGAUGUGAGACGUGCCUUGGCUGCCCUGACCCAUGCUUGACCAAACUGAACUGCAUUGAAUGCCUCGGCUUUCAGUCGGGUCCCUUUGAAAAAAACUGCAGCGAGGCUUGUGGCAAGAGUAUUUUUGCUACAGUGGUAGACCAGUUCACCUUUUCAGACAAGCUGUGCCACCUGAAGGACUCACAGAGCUGCUGGGUCGAUUUUAAGCUGAAACAGCUGGUCGGAGAGGAUAACUACAAGGCUGAAAUUCUUAAACAGAGAGACUGUCCAAAACCACCCGACAUCACAGCUAUCAUCGGAGGCUCUAUAGCAGGUGUGGCUCUCAUUGGCCUCCUGAUACUGAUGCUCAUCAAGUUACUCAUCCACCUUAACGACCUGAAAGAGUUCAAGAAAUUUGAAAAUGAAAAGAAGAAAUCACGGUGGGCAGAGGCCGACAACCCACUGUUCCAGAAUGCUACCACCACAGUGGCCAACCCCACCUUCACUGGAGAGUGAGGGCUUCCACUGCAGCUCAGUGUUAUUUGCAAAUGUCCUCUACUGGUAUUAAUGGGGACUUGCUUACUAUCUUACUGAUGGAUCACUCUCAUUUACCGCCUACAUGAUUAUCAGUUGCACUGCAUUUGUUUUGUCCAAAAAUUAUGCACUUUUGUUCAUUGCUUACAAUACUUAUGAGUGAGUUACAUCAUAAUGUAGUUCCAAACUAUUACUAACAUUCUAAGAAGAAGGGCUUUUCUAGAGGAGGUAGCCACGCUAAAUCAAAUUACAACUUGGAGGCAUAGUAGUGGUCAUUUGACCAUGAUGUAGCUUGUUUAUUACCUAACAUUAGCUUUUUACUUAUGGUGAUUUAGGUUUCAAAAAUCAGAACAGUAGUGUUCAUGUGUGAACACUGUAUUGCUGAACAAAAUUUUUAAGUAUCAUAAACUUUUGUUGGUCGCAGAGCUUAUUUUCUAAUCCAAAACCCAAUGAAAAAUUCCAUUGGCCCACUGUUCCAGAAUGCUACCACCACAGUGGCCAACCCCACCUUCACCAGAGAGUGAGGGCUUCCACUGCAGCUCAGUGCUCACUCAACAAAACACAGUUCUGCUCUCUGCAGACUUAGGCCUGUUUGUUAUAAGAAUAUUAUUUGCUUGUGUAUUAUUUUCAGAUGUCAUCUACUGGUAUUAAUGGGAACUUGCUUACUAUCUUACUGAUGUGUUACUCUCAUUUACUGCCUACAGGAUUACAGUUGCAUUGCAUUUGUUUUGUCCAAAAAUUAUGCACUUUUGUUCAUUGCUUACAAUACUUAUGAGUGAGUUACAUCGUAAUGUAGUUAAGUUUAUAAUGAUACAGUAUGACAGUUUAUGGUGUGGUUACAGCAUGUACAGGAAAGGCAGAAUAUAAUUAUGUAUGACACAUAUCUAUGAUAUAAGGACAUUAAUACUUUUUUUUCUGUGUGUGGUUCAUACUUACAAGGAUUCCUAAAAUGACUCUUUUUACUGUUUAUCUAUAAAAUCACAUUUCCAAAUGCCAAA